AUAAACAUAGGCAGUUAACGGAGACACGCUCACUCAAGUGACCUGUUUUGCUUUGCUGCCUUCCCUCUUGCUCUGAAGCCGUCAGCGCCCUUCAAAGUUUUCUGCGGAGCCCUUCCGUAACUUUCUACUCACAAACUGGGAUCCGCUUCCAGAGUGUUCCGUUACUGAAAAUUAUACUCGCAAAUCCUCUCAAUCCCUGGACGGCUUCUGCAUAAUAGGUAGGAAUGCCCCCGUCAGGGGAAGAUGAGUGUUGUAAUAGAACGGUAACCUAGAUAGGUUAUAAAUAGAGCUUAUGCAAUGGCUCGAUACGAUGUUAUGUAAUCAUGCCGAAAGCUUCUUCGCUGGGCCGCUGUUAAGGCUGCCUCCGGCCUGUGGCACUGUGGUCCACCUGCGGUUUCCCAGGCUCUUUCCGAACUCCUGAACGGCUGCCAAUGGCGUCCGGUGUCGGCGCUCUGCGGAAGCUGGUAUCGGAGCAGACUGACGCGAGCGGCUGCUCGAGCCGAGGGAGCCGGCUCGAUUGGCUCUUCAGCCAAAGAACUCCGCCGGGCGCCAUGACGACGGCCAGGUUCCGACCCACCUGGGACCUGGCUCUGGACCCGCUGGUCUCCUGCAAGUUGUGCCUUGGGGAGUUUCCCCUGGAGCAGAUGACCACCAUCACGCAGUGCCAAUGUGUCUUUUGCACGCUGUGCCUGAAGCAGUACGUCGAGCUCCUGAUCAAAGAGGGCCUUGAAACAGCUAUUAGCUGUCCAGACUCUGCCUGUCCGAAACAGGGACACCUCCAGGAAAAUGAGAUCGAGGGCAUGGUGCCGGAGGAGGUGAUGCAGAGAUACAGAAAGCUGCAGUUCGAAAGGGAGGUGCUGCUGGACCCGUGCCGAACAUGGUGCCCGUCUUCGUCCUGCCAGGCUGUGUGCCAGCUGAGGGAGACAGAGGCCCGGCGCCCCCAAGUGGUCCACUGCACUGCCUGCGGCCUGCAGUUCUGCUCCACCUGCAAGGCCACCUGGCACCCAGGACAGGCCUGCCAGGACAGCCCACCUAUAUCCGCCUUCCUCCCCGGAGAGACCAGGGUGGGAAAUGCCUCUCUAGCUCUCUGGCAAGCCUCGGUGGAACGUGCCGCGCCCCAGUGCCGGUAUGGUGGUGGGUCGCGACCUGACGGUACUUCCUGUCCUCACCAGGACGAUUUCCUCCUGAUUCACUAUGACAAAGGACCUUGCCGCAACAAGCUGGGCCACUCGAGGGCUUCCGUCAUCUGGCACAGAACACAGGUGGUGGGGAUUUUUGCAGGCUUCGGGCUCCUCCUCCUGGUGGCGUCACCGUUCCUCCUCCUCGCCACGCCCUUCGUCUUGUGCUGUAAAUGCAAAUGCAGUAAAGGGGACGAUGACCCCCUGCCCACCUAAAAAAAAAACAGAGCAACAACCCCCCCCAUCCACCCACCCACCCUUGUUGUCCCGUGCAGACAGAUUAAACCCCAGCACUAUUUUAGCUUUCAUCUACAUUCUCAGAAGAGAGUGGGGGUCCAGGUCCUGAAAAAGGUCGGUGACGCCCCCCCCCCCCCCCCGACGGAUGCAUGUCCUUAAUGCACGGCGUACUACAUGUGAAGACUGCACCCCUUUCUCAAAGACUGACGGCCACAAUUUUUUUUUUUCGCCCUAGUUUUCAGUCUUUCCUAAAUCUGACCACAACACGGCAGGUUUUAGACCUAGAAGGCACUCUGCAUUCGCUCCACAAGAAACACCUCUGGGUUAACACUUUCAAGAGCAUGGGAGGUGUUAAACUACACGUUCCGAAUGGAAAACAGGUGACAUUAAUUGCUGUCUGUAAAACAAGCCGACCACCUGAGCCGGCAGUCUAACCCCCAGGUGAUGCUGUACAUGGUGAAUGCAAACAUUGUCCUUCCCUGUGUUUGCUUUUGGUUUAUUUUUAACCCCAAGUUUAGCCAUUAUGUCUGUAUUAAACUAUUAAUUAUC
Messenger RNA from Paramormyrops kingsleyae, 1964 nucleotides. Lineage: Eukaryota; Metazoa; Chordata; Actinopteri; Osteoglossiformes; Mormyridae. The record is from RefSeq and is a predicted model, not a curated record.